This is a messenger RNA of Arabidopsis lyrata subsp. lyrata, 855 nucleotides long. Its product is annotated as cell wall / vacuolar inhibitor of fructosidase 2. Gene Ontology annotation, molecular function: enzyme inhibitor activity. The coding region runs from base 178 to 717 and encodes 179 amino acids. The record is from RefSeq and is a predicted model, not a curated record. Lineage: Eukaryota; Viridiplantae; Streptophyta; Magnoliopsida; Brassicales; Brassicaceae. The transcript has a single exon.
CGAAAAUCAUUCCUCAUUUUGUGCAAUUACAAAUGAUAAACGAAACAGUAGUAGUAUUAUUUUUAUUUAUUGAAAAAAAUAUGUAAUUCAAGAUACUGCUCAGAAUAUAAAGACAAGAAUCCUCUUUCUUCCAUCUCUAUCUCUCCGCAAACAGUUGCUCAAAACCUUCUUCUUGAGAUGGCUACUUCUCUCAUCUUCCUCCUCCUCGUUACCCUAACCUUUUCAGCAUCAACCCUAAUCUCAGCCAAAUCCAACACAACAAUAAUCGAAUCAACUUGCAAAACCACAAACUACUACAAAUUCUGCGUCUCAGCUCUAAAAUCCGACCCAAGAAGUCCCACAGCCGACACAAAAGGUCUAGCCGCCAUUAUGGUCGGCGUUGGUAUGACAAACGCCACCUCCACCGCAACUUACCUCGCCGGGAACCUAUCAACCACCGUAAAUGACACCGUCCUUAAAAAGGUCUUACAAGAUUGCUCCGAGAAGUAUACUCUCGCCGCUGAUUCUCUCCGGCUAACAAUUCAAGAUCUUGAUAACGAAGCUUAUGACUACGCUUCCAUGCAUGUGUUGGCGGCGCAGGAUUAUCCUAAUGUUUGCCGGAAUAUAUUUAGGCGAGUUAAAGGGUUGGCUUAUCCGGUGGAGAUUCGCCGGCGUGAAGCGAGUCUGAGACGUAUAUGCGGUGUUGUCUCCGAUAUUCUUGAUCGCCUUGUUGAAUGAUUUACAUUUGCAUUAACUUUGGUAAAAGCUCUAUUUAAGUUAAAUCGUAUUUCAGGAAUUUAAUAUGGAAUUUGUAACUUUUGAUACCGUUACUUUAUUACUUUCAAAUUGCCAAGCAGAACAAUCUUAGAGAUCUCA